AUGAAGAGCGUUUUAAGAGUCAGAUUGCUGCCUCGUCGGCUAAUCUGGAAUGCGCAAUCGCGGCCCAUGAGAUACGCCGGGCCGCUUGUUUUCCACGGGAUAAGAGGUGCGUGCAGAGAAUUCCACAGUAGCAGGCCCACACAGCUGGAGGAUCCGUACAAGACGUUGGGAGUCAGUCAGAGCGCCUCUGCCUCGGACAUCAAAAAGGCAUACUACAAGCUUGCAAAGAAGUACCAUCCGGAUGUCAACAAGGAGGAAGGUGCAGAAAAGAAGUUCCACCAGUUGCAAGAGGCAUAUGACAUACUGAGCGAUCCGCAGAAAAAACAGCAGUACGACCAGUUUGGAGCCGCGGCGUUUGAUCCAAAUGCUGGCGGCGGGGCCAGCGGUUUUGGCGGAGCGCACGGCGGCAACCCAUUUGCCGGUUUCCAGGGCGGGUUCCAAGGUGGCAAUCCAUUUGAAGGGUUUGGGUUCAAUUUCGAGGAUUUGUUUGGAGGCAUGGGUGGGGGCAGACAACGUGGGGUCCAGCAUUUCCAGGGAGAGGAUGUGGAGGUGUUGAAGACGAUUUCGUUCCGCGAGGCCAUUUUCGGAACCCGUGCCUCGAUCGACUACAGAGCGGUGUGUCAGUGCGACGCCUGUUCCGGCUCGGGCCUGAAGCGGAACCGCAAGAAGAGCACGUGCAGAAGCUGUGACGGAACAGGCUCGCAGGUGUACCAGUUGCAAGCAGGCUUCCAGAUGGCGUCCACGUGCAAGGCCUGUGGAGGCAGCGGAGUAUUUAUUAACCCCUCGGACGCAUGUUCGAGCUGUCACGGCGAGGGAGUUGUGGACCAGCACAGACAGACAGAGGUGAACCUGCCAAAGGGUAUCAAGGACGGGUCGAGGAUCCGUGUGAGCGGCGCCGGCAACGCUCCUCAUACUACGACGUCGAAGGGCACUGUUUUGAGCAACGGUGACCUGAUUAUCAGAAUCAAGGUCGCUCCAGACCCAGAGUUUGUGAGGGACGGCGUGAACGUGGUUUACAACUGCAAGAUUGCAAUGACGACGGCGGCUCUGGGAGGAACCGUGGAGAUACCAACACUGGAGGGCCAGAAGGUGAAGAUCAAGAUCCCUGCUGGGUCGGAGCACGGCAAGGUGAUCACGAUUCCUGAACGCGGUGUUCCGUACGCGGGCAACAGAAGAGGCGACCUGCGGGUGGUGCUGAACGUUGUUCCGCUGAAACCGCAGAACGCUACGCAGACGGCGCUGCUGGAGGCCCUGGCGGACGCGUUCGGCGACAACACGGCGAACAGAAUGGACCCGAGCUGGAAGCCGCUGGAGAGCGUCGACAGGGAGUCGUCGGCGGGUGCGAACUGCGAGCAUCCGUCGAACCUCAGGCGGAUCGAGUCCUUCCUGAGCAAUGCGUUCAGGAAGAUCCUGAACAAAGACGAUAAAUAA
Ogataea angusta is the source of this 1431-nucleotide messenger RNA. RefSeq lists its product as uncharacterized. The transcript has a single exon. Gene Ontology annotation, cellular component: cytoplasm. Gene Ontology annotation, biological process: protein refolding; response to heat. The coding region runs from base 1 to 1431 and encodes 476 amino acids. Gene Ontology annotation, molecular function: ATP binding; heat shock protein binding. NCBI's taxonomy places the organism in Eukaryota, Fungi, Ascomycota, Pichiomycetes, Pichiales, Pichiaceae. The record is from RefSeq and is a predicted model, not a curated record.